This is a messenger RNA of Dendronephthya gigantea, 334 nucleotides long. Its product is annotated as sentrin-specific protease 1-like. The transcript is spliced from 4 exons. Lineage: Eukaryota; Metazoa; Cnidaria; Anthozoa; Malacalcyonacea; Nephtheidae. Bases 80 to 334 code for a protein of 84 amino acids. Gene Ontology annotation, molecular function: cysteine-type peptidase activity. The record is from RefSeq and is a predicted model, not a curated record. Gene Ontology annotation, biological process: proteolysis.
AUUUAUAAUCAUUAAUUGUUUGGUUCCUUUCUAGAUAAUAAAUUUCUAUGGAAAUCUUCUACAAGAAUGCGCACAGAAGAUGCCUAAUGUAUCAAUCACAAUUAAAAACAGCUUCUGUUUCACAAAGUUUAAAAAAGAGGAAUUUUCCAAUUCAUUUGCUAGAUGGAUGGACAAGGAUAGUUCAGUUCUAAGUGACUUGCUCAUGUUCCCUAUCAAUGAAGAUAAACACUGGACACUAUGUGUGGUGGACAAAAGAAAUAAAGUUGUCACCUACUAUGACUCCUUGGGUGGUACAGAUUGCAUACCUGACUAUGUUGUGGAUCAUUUAAAAUAA